UCCCUAUAUCCAGCCCCGCCCCCCCUCUCCCCCCACCCCCCCGCUCCCACAUUUCGGUGUAGAAAAUGGUGGCCUUGGGGCGAGGUGGGGAGGUGAGUGGGGCCCCCUGGGAGUCACAGACUUAGAAAUAGUUUCUAAAUAAUCCUUCGCUUCCACUUGCCGCCUGAAAAGAAAUGACGAACACUGCGAGGUCUGCGGGUCACAGCGGUGCGCCUCGAGGAGAGGAGGCCUAGAGCAAACCGCCAGGAGAGGUCCAGAGGAUCCUCAACAUGGAAAAAUCAUGCAAAGAAAAUGAGGAACAGCCAGAGAGCGCGCCCAAGACGGAUGAGGAACGGCCUCCUGUGGAACACUCUCCCGUAAAGCAGUCUCCGGAAGAACCGUCUUCUGAGGAGCAGUCGUCAGAGGAGGAGUUCUUUCCUGAGGAGCUCCUUCCUGAGCUCCUUCCCGAGAUGCUCGUGUCCGAGGAGCACCCUCCUCCGGAGCGCCUUUCUAGAAGGGACCUUUUUGAAGAGCGCCCUCCCAUGGAGCAGCCUCCUUGUGGAGUGGGAAAACAUAAGCUGGAAGAAGGAAGCUUCAAAGAGAGGCUGGCUCGGUCUCGCCCGCAAUUUAGAGGGGACAUACACGGCCGAAAUUUGAGCAACGAGGAGAUGAUAAAGGUGGCAGAGGAGAUGGAAGAAAUGAAAAGAGUACGAAACAAAUUAAUGGUCAUGCAUUGGAAGGCGAGACGGAACCGUCCUUAUCCUAUUUAAUGUGUUCGGCCUUUAAUUGUUUCCCCUGAUAGAAGUUGCCACCUGAACUUUGUUUGCAUUUUCUCAUCUCAUGCACUUUCCCCAUCUCAAUUUUAACUUUUUGCGUGGCUUUAUUUUAGGUGUUUUGCUUGUAACUGGCAUAAAAUUGGUUUUCCCCACCUACAAGCUGCAAGUCUCCCUCUCACCCAUUUGCAUGAAAAGGUGUACAUUAUAUAUUGUGAAGUGAAAACAAUUUUCAAAAAGUAUAUGUAGCAUCCCAUUUUUGUAAAAAAUGUAUAUUUGUAUAUUAAUAUGCAAAGAAAAAACUGAAAGUAUAUACUUAAAUGUCUUAACAGUGGCUAUCCAUGUGGUAAGAUAACAGGUGUUUUGGUUUUUCAUUUUGCUUAAUGGGAGCUUCUCAUUUUUCAAGACAAACAUAUUUUGCUUUUGUUGAAAAAAACAAUAUGGGGAAAAAUUUAAAAACUGUCAAUCAACUUAUAAAGACAAUGUGGCACUUAAUAAAUACUUGUCAGAACUUUAAA
Messenger RNA from Prionailurus viverrinus (fishing cat), 1270 nucleotides. It is a transcript of the gene TCEAL1, whose product is annotated as transcription elongation factor A like 1. Lineage: Eukaryota; Metazoa; Chordata; Mammalia; Carnivora; Felidae. The coding region runs from base 270 to 749 and encodes 159 amino acids. The transcript is spliced from 3 exons. The record is from RefSeq and is a predicted model, not a curated record.